AUGUCUCAGAUACCAUUCAGACACUGCGUGUCUAUAGAAGACUACUAUGACAGCAUUGAUGCCUGUGAAAACCGAAAACCGAGUUCUCUUCUUACAUCUGGAGGUGUAAUUUUUCUAGGAGCCGUAGGUUAUCGAACGAUUAACCACUUUGAAAGAGAAAAUCAAAUAAUCGCAGGACCUUAUAUAUGUCAACAAGGUUUUUAUCCUAAGGACAAUGAUUUUGUAUGUGACAUCAAUGGUAAACAUAUUCCCGCUUAUUUACGAUGUAUCUAUGAUGUAGACAACACUGGAUUCCUCAUUGGCUGUAGAGACGGAAGUCAUAUCAAGAACUGUUAUGCAUUUGAAUGUCCAGAAAACACAGUGAAAUGUCCAGGCAGUUACUGUAUCCCUUUGCGCUUUUUAUGCGAUGGUGAAUUACAAUGUCCCUCGGGGGAAGAUGAGGAAAAUUGUGGAUGUGAAUCGUCAGACAAUGAAAUCCUGAUCAUCUACGAUGAAGAAAGCUCCGAUGGACCUGAUAUAGAUAAGUUUGCGAGGCAGUUCAGCACUCGUACAAACAUUGUGAGAAGUCUAGGGUAUAAAGCAUCAAAACCAUUGCAACCGUUUGGUAUCACGGACUAUUUCCUUGAAAUACGGGACAAAGAAGUUGAUGCAACGGGCAUUGGGUCAUUAUUUGAAUGUAAAUAUAAUAUCAAGGCCAGGAAACUUUUAAAAUCCGUACGAUUUACAAAUGACGGUAACAAAGGCAUUAUCCUUAUAGAAAACAGCGAAACUUCUAAAUUGCUUACAUCUGAAAUUUUUGGAAAUGUAUCUCUCUUAGGACCAGAAUUCAAAACGUAUAGACUAUCAGAGAAUUUUAACGUGACUGUUGACAACCGAGACGAAACAAAGAAAGAGUUCGUUAAAGAUGUUAGAGUUAAGAGAUGGCAAAUUCUGAAUGAUGUUGGUGCAGAAUAUUUCAACGAGCUAUGCAAUGGCUAGUAUUUCAACUGUUUAUUGUGACGUUUUAUGUGUAACAAAAUUACUAUAAACUGUAAAAGUUUGUUUAGUGUAAUACAGAUUGAGACAUUUUAAGGUGUAAGUAAAUCAAGAUAUUUUUUAAUUGUUCCAUAUUCUGCACGUACAUAAACCAUUGAUAAACAAAAGUCCAUCGAGAACACCGGCUUAAGCAGUAGUCAACAUAUAAACACGACUAUAGUGAGCGCAUCUCAAUGCUCGAAUGCUGAUGCAUGUUUAUCUCCAAAAGUUAAAUGCUUGCAUUUUUCAGUCAG
Ruditapes philippinarum (Manila clam) is the source of this 1268-nucleotide messenger RNA. RefSeq lists its product as uncharacterized. Bases 1 to 978 code for a protein of 325 amino acids. Gene Ontology annotation, molecular function: protein binding. The transcript has 5 exons. NCBI's taxonomy places the organism in Eukaryota, Metazoa, Mollusca, Bivalvia, Venerida, Veneridae. The record is from RefSeq and is a predicted model, not a curated record.